Sardina pilchardus (European sardine) is the source of this 6211-nucleotide messenger RNA. RefSeq names its product euchromatic histone-lysine N-methyltransferase 1b (gene ehmt1b). NCBI's taxonomy places the organism in Eukaryota, Metazoa, Chordata, Actinopteri, Clupeiformes, Clupeidae. Gene Ontology annotation, molecular function: histone H3K9 methyltransferase activity; zinc ion binding; p53 binding. Bases 639 to 4418 code for a protein of 1259 amino acids. The record is from RefSeq and is a predicted model, not a curated record. The transcript is spliced from 27 exons. Gene Ontology annotation, biological process: negative regulation of transcription by RNA polymerase II; peptidyl-lysine dimethylation. Gene Ontology annotation, cellular component: nucleus; chromatin.
AUCUGUCUUUUUACUAGGCAAUCGACUGUUCGAGAUUACAGGGAGCUUCUCAAGGACCCUAACAGCCCUGUUGGGUUUGAGAGGGAACCACAAUUCAAUGCAGUGCUGUAUGACUUGCCUAGGCCUGAAGGAAACAAUCGGAGCAAAUAGAGGAUAUCUGUGAGGAGAUUGUUGUUUUAGGGUAGAUUGCUUACCUUGGAAAAGAAACUCUCAGAUCCCUUGCUUGCUGGAUAUUUUCCAGGUAGAUUGUUAUCUUCUCUCUUGUAGACGAAAGACACUUGGAAUGCGAGAGAGUAGGGGAGAAGUUGGACCUUCCUCCAUACUGGUCUCCGUUCACUUGUCUCUGUUUUUUUUUUUUACUCCAGCAUGCCCUUCUUGCAGCUUUGCUAGUGCCCUUUGAUUGCUUUCACUGUUAAGCUUAUCGGCGGUGCAUAUGUUUUGUUGAAAUUCCACUUGCUCCCCGAGCGGCUGGUUGUGUGAAGCCUCAAGAGAUCGAGUGCCUGGGCUGCACGCUCUGGCCCUGUCUUGAGUAACGCUGAAGCCGAGGAGUCCUGAGCUGCGGGACUGGCCAAGCAGCUGUGGGACUACACUAAAUUUGGGCCAACUGCCAAGGAGAAUAACGCCAUUGGUAUGGCAGAAUGCCCACAGGUUUGUCCCCAGGAGCUGUGGGGAAGGGAGAAUUUAUGAAAACAGAGGGAAUGAAAGAGCCUCCCAGUGACCGAGACGGGGCAGGCAAUGCUUGUUUGGACCGGCUCAGCGAUGCUUACAGAGUGGAUGCGGAGAUCAACGGGACACACGAAAACACGGAUAUGGGGAAAAGCCACGGUUCCGACGGGCGAUCGCGGCUCACGGAAAACGGGGUGAUGGAGAUCGAUCCCCCCCACGGCUCCGUCAUGGGGAGCAAUGGUUACGUUCUCAGCAAACCACAGCAAGACACAGCGGCUGCCCAGCACAGGACUAACUGGUCACCCACGGGUACCACUUCGGCUGGGCACGCUGCCAAAACACUUCCGUCGGCAGCUCUGCGCGCCUGCACACUGGGCACCCAAAAGACUGAUACCAGUGCGCUUCCUGCUUUGGGAGAGGGGAAGAUCGAAACAGAGACUAAAAACGGCACAGGCCUCAGCACCCCUCCUCCGCCUGUUAUACACCGAGCACGCAAAACCAUGUCACGGCCAGCCUCCAACCAGACACUAAAGAUUCUAAAUAGGGAAGUAAAAGAGCCAAACAUAGUGAAAGACGAGAGUCCGGAUACUCCAGAGGCAACGAAGCCUCAGCAGACACCACCCUCCCAGAACCAACUACCUCAGAGCCAAAUCAACGCAACGACCAUGCCGACUGCUACACUUGCCAAGCCACAAACAGUAGUAGUUGUGUCAAAAAAGAAGAAAAGGAAGAUGGGAACAUACAGCUUCGUUCCGAAAAAGAAAACCAAAGUUCUGAAACAGCGGACCAUGCUAGAGAUGUUCUCUCAUCUCUCUCAGUCCCCACCCAAUCCACAGCAGAAAGAUGUCGUUCAUGUGAAUGGGGAAAGGGUGGAGAACGACUCUGUGGAGGAAGAAUCGGAGGAAGAGGAGGACUCUGAGGAGGAGGAUGAUCUAGUUGGGGAAGAGGCACGCAACACUACCAAGGAAGAGAGUCUGACAAAGCCUCGACCUCAGGUGCCCCAUGAGGAGCCCGAAACUGAGGAGUCUGGGGAAGAUGAAGGCGAAGGGGAAGAGGAGGGAAAUGACUCUGACUUGAGCAUCGAGUCCAGCUUGAAGAAGAAGUUGAAAAAGAAGGGCAAAGGAGACAACCCCUGGCUUCGACCUUCUAGGAAACGCAAACGUAAGAUGAAGAUGAAGACGGAGGAAGUCCCUGGUACAGAACCCCCGUCACACAAUCAACCUCCAGUCCAGUCCGAGGUUUCAGCUGAGGUCAGUAAGGAAUACACAGAGGUUCCUCUUGACUCCCUUAACCUGAAGGCUCAGGAGGAGCUGCUGACAUCUCAGAGCAAAGGCGUCACCAGUGGUGUUAAGGAGAUGGAGGCCGAUAUGGUACAGGAACUCCCAUUAUGUAGCUGCCGCAUGGAGACGCCGAAGAGCCGCGAGAUCCUCACUCUUGCGGAUAGGAAAUGCAUGGCAACAGAGAGUGUAGACGGACAGUUGACCCGGUGUCAGAGCGCCGUAUUGAAACACGAGAUGAUGCGGCCGUCCAACACCGUUCAACUGCUAGUUCUGUGUGAAGACCAUCGGGCUGGCAUGGUGAAGCACCAGUGCUGCCCUGGCUGUGGUUUCUUCUGUAGGGCGGGGACCUUCAUGGAGUGCCAGCCAGACAACAACAUCUCUCAUCGGUUCCACCGCGCUUGUGCGUCCAUGCUUAAGGGCCAGAGCUUCUGUCCGCAUUGUGGGGAGGAGGCCAGCAAAGCCAAGGAAGUGACCAUCGCCAAGGCCGACACCACCUCCACCGUGCCCCCUACCCAGGCCCCCGCCACCCCAAGCACUUCUGAGGGGAGAGCAGACACCACCACUGGAGGAUCAUCUCGCUUAUCUGUGUCCAGUGAGGGUAGAGCAGACAGCACCCUGCCCAAACCUGUGGAGGUGGCAACCACGUCUCAAGCCAUGAUUGCUCCCAAACCAGGAACCCCAGCAGUGGCUGGUGUGGCUGUCCUGCCUGUCCUGCCUGCCCUGGGACCACCUAAAGAAACCCUGGAGAGCAUCCUCUUGGCACUGGACACAGAGAAGCCCAAGAAACUGCGGUUUCAUCCAAAGCAGCUGUACAUUUCUGCCAAACAAGGGGAGCUGCAGAAAGUCUUGCUCAUGUUGGUUGAUGGCAUUGACCCAAACUUUAAGAUGGAGAACCAGACCAAGCGAACACCCCUUCAUGUGGCAGCUGAGGCUGGACACGAGGAAGUCUGCCACUUGCUGGUCCAGGCGGGCGCUAACCUUGACAUGUGUGAUGAUGACCAACGGACCCCUCUGAUGGAAGCCUGUGAGAAUAAUCACAUGGACACUGUGCGCUAUCUCUUGAAGGCAGGGGCUAGUGUAACACAUAAGGAUGCUGAGGGUUCUACGUGUCUCCACCUUGCUGCUAAACUUGGGCAUUUUGAGAUUGUGCAGCACUUGCUGAGCACUGGUCUAAUAGACAUCAACUGUCAGGAUGAUGGAGGCUGGACAGCGAUGAUCUGGGCCACGGAGUACAGGCAUGUGGAACUGGUGAAGCUGCUGCUCUCCAAAGGAGCAGACAUCAACAUCAGAGACAAGGAGGAAAACAUCUGUUUGCACUGGGCAGCGUUCUCUGGCUGCGUGGAGAUCGCCGAGAUCUUUCUGGAGGGGCGCUGUGACCUGCAAGCAGUCAACAUCCACGGAGACUCGCCAGUGCACAUUGCUGCUCGGGAGAACCGCCUCGAAUGCGUCACGAUGUUCUUGUCUCGGGGGUCAGACGUGAGUCUGAAGAACCGCGAGGGCGAGACGCCGCUGGAGUGCUGCAGCCACAACUCCAAGGUGUGGAGCACGCUGCAGAACAGCCGCCGGCUGAAGGAGAGCCGGGGCGGCCGGGCCACGCCCUCAGAGAAGCUCCUCAACAGGGACAUAGCACGAGGUUAUGAGGCUGUACCUGUUCCGUGUGUGAACGCUAUUGACAGCGAGCCCUGCCCUGACAACUACAAAUACAUCCCUGACAACUGUGUUACAUCCCCAAUGAACAUAGACAAAAACAUUACACACUUACAGUAUUGUGUGUGCAAAGACGACUGUUCCUCAACCAACUGUAUGUGUGGGCAACUCAGUCUGCGCUGUUGGUAUGACAAGGAGGGCCACUUACUGCCAGAGUUCUGCACUGAGGAACCGCCACUCAUCUUUGAGUGCAACCAUGCCUGCUCGUGCUGGAGAACAUGCAAGAACCGCGUCGUGCAAAAUGGACUAAGGUUACGCCUGCAGCUGUUCCGGACCAGUUUGAUGGGCUGGGGGGUAAAAGCGCUGCAGGACAUCCCCCAGGGCACGUUCGUCUGCGAAUAUGUUGGGGAAAUCAUUUCUGACGCAGAGGCUGAUGUGAGGGAAAACGACUCCUAUUUGUUCAGCUUGGACAACAAGGUAGGGGAUGUGUACUGUAUAGAUGCCCGUUUCUACGGCAACAUCAGCCGCUUCAUCAAUCACUUGUGUGAGCCGAACCUGUUCCCGUGCCGCGUGUUCACCUCGCACCAGGACCUGCGCUUCCCCCGCGUGGCUUUCUUUGCCAGCAAGAAGAUCAGCGCUGGCGAAGAACUGGGCUUUGACUAUGGUGAGCACUUCUGGGACAUCAAGGGCAAGGACUUCAGCUGUCAGUGCGGCUCCACCAAGUGCAAGUACUCGGCGGCGGCCAUUGCCCAGCGGCAGGCGGAUCAGCAGCCCAGCGCCCUGCCCGACACCAGCUCCUCCACCACGCCCUCCAGCCCCUCCUGAUCCUCCCCACGCACAGAGUGCCCCUAGCUGGGGCACACAUCGCCAUCACUGCCCACCCCACCCCCACCCCCACCCCCACUCUUCACCUCCCUCCACCCUGCCCCAUCCACUCCAUCCCAGCACCACCCUCUCUACCAGCCAAACUCCACUGACUUGCUCACCCACCCUUCCACACCAGCAUGGAGGAACACAGAAACGCACACGUGAACCCCCUUCCCCCCCCCCCCCCCCCCUAGCCCCCGUGUCGGACCUAAUGUCAAAGUCAAGCCGGCUUUGUUUUGCUGGGGUUCUGUACAGAGCGCCAUGACUGAGGAAGCUAAAAAAAACAUUAUGCAUUUGGGCCGGGAAGUACUUUCAGCGGCUACAUCUUAGAGAUAGUUGAAACAGAAGACGGAGAUGAGGGGGAAUGUGAUACGAAUAGUGUGUAAAAAAAGCCUUCUCUUUUUAUUCUGAUUUGUUUUUAAAUCUGUAAGUGUUCUUUUUUUUUAUUGUUAUUAUUAUCCUUCAACCAUACUUUCUCUGCCACCCCUUUGGACUGAAGCCUUCUGGGUAAUCGAGUCAAAUGCUGCUGGAUCUUUUGUGAAUACUACAACUACAAACAGUGCUUAUGCGAGAGUGACUGCAUGACUUGUGCCCACAGUGCAUCCACAGCACAUUAUCUGGUACCACUCAGUUGUCUUAGAGCAUCUGUCAAUCACUGGACGUCCACACACAAUUCAGCUGACUGACCUGUCAACAGAGAGGAGCAGUUGUUCACGUCCGAACUAUUUGUACUGAGAAAGAUGUCGCUGUGUUGAAAUCACUUCAGAGGAACUUGAGGAGACAUGAAUGCCGAAGGACUUCUGGCAGAAUUGAGUGUUUGAGGGCCCAUUGGAAUGUUUUUUUUUUUCUUUCUUUCUUUCUUCCAUUAAAUGUUGUCUCGGUAAGUUCUGUCAUAUUUGUUGCAUUGCACUGCGGCAAGAUGCCCGUUUCGUCAGUGGGAUCCUCAUAAUUAUUGUCUGGUCCCAAAGGUCAUGGUCCGUUUAAUCCAGCCAGGUGUCUUUCCUGAUGGAAAACAGAGAGCAGUGCUGGGCCUACUCUUUGCUGACAUGUGCUCUCCAGUUGUGCAGUGUCCUGGACUCCCUAUUUCAUACGUUUCUCGCUGGUCCUCUCGCAUGUAUCUGUCUUGGAAAUGAUUGGAGUGUUGACACAUCUGCUCUCUUUUGUAUAAUUCCAUAAUGACAAAUUUAAAAAGAGAUUUUUUUAUUAUUAAUAUUGUUUUCACUUUUAUGUUCAGUUCAAUGAAAAGAUGGCAUGUUUACUGAACACUUGCAAAAGUAAGCAGAGCAUUCGUAUCGCUACAAGAAACCAGGAGGAUUGGGUGACACACAUGAACAGAGAAAAUGGUGCUGAAAAAGUUUUCUUUUUUUCGUUUUGUUUAUUUUAUAUUGCUCACAGGAAGUGAAUAUGAGUUGUAAAAUAAGAUGAAGUCAAGUUUUUUGUUUUCUUUUUUUUUUACAUUUACCUCCAGUUUUCUAACUGUAUUAGAUGUAGUUAGCCAGUAUCAUUUCCGUUUCAUGACUUCAUGUGGCUGGUCAACCUAUUAUUCCGUAUUUUUAAAUGUGCUUAGUAUAGUAUUGUCCCUUGUGCAAAUCUCAGAGAUGUAAGUACAAAAAUUCAAAAAUAGAAAUAAAAAUACUUUUUCUUUAUGUUACAUAUUUCUGGAUGGUGAAACUUACGAUGCUCCAUGAUUGGUUGUAUCUUUCUUUUUCAAUAAAUUUACUACUAAUAAAAGGAUGCUGUUGACCACUGCA